Messenger RNA from Calliphora vicina (urban bluebottle blowfly), 8729 nucleotides. RefSeq names its product SIN3 transcription regulator family member A (gene Sin3A). Lineage: Eukaryota; Metazoa; Arthropoda; Insecta; Diptera; Calliphoridae. Gene Ontology annotation, molecular function: transcription corepressor activity. Bases 1480 to 8274 code for a protein of 2264 amino acids. Gene Ontology annotation, biological process: negative regulation of transcription by RNA polymerase II. The transcript is spliced from 12 exons. The record is from RefSeq and is a predicted model, not a curated record. Gene Ontology annotation, cellular component: chromatin; Sin3-type complex.
GCUUUACGAUGAUACACCAUCACCACCACUAGUACAACAACAAUAACAAUAAAACGCUUGUUAUUGGUAUUUCUUUCGUUCAAUCAACCGCGCGCCAUAUUGCAAAAGUUCGUUCAGUCAAGAUCCGGUCAGCUGCGCUGCAAGACGUUUUAACAAAAUUUUUUGAGCACAAGAGUAAAAAAUAUUUUUGCUUGCUAAAGUGUUUCAUUGUGUGUGUGUAAUUUUAUUAGAAAAAAUUUUAAGAAAAAAAUUAUGCAUAUUAAAAAUACAUAUUGAAAUCCAUUAAAAAUAUUAAGAAAAUUGCAAACACCAGCUUUUGGAUUUCUUUCAAACAAAAGUUAUUUAAGAAAAAAACAUUAAAUUAUAAUAAAAGAAAAAUACCUGUUUAAUGAAAAAUUAAAAAAAAAUCUAAAAGGUGUUGCUUAACAAAAUGGCGAAAGUGACGAAAAAUUCAAGUGCAUUAGGAACACUUUAGUAUUUCUAGAUAUUAAAGAAAGAAUACCCAUAAAAAGGAUUGAAAUUUUGUCAAGAACAAAACAUAUUUUAUAUAUAGAAGGAAGGAACUUUUAACGUGCUCAUAUGGGACCGUAUGCCACGAGUUUCUCGUAUAAAAAGUCUACAAGCAGGCCUCAACGUAGCGCACAGAAUAGUGACGUAGAGGAUAACCCCAUACGGUCGGUCUUUAAAUAAAUAAGCACUGUCAGUGCUUGUUUUCCAUAUAUAUUCUUUUUUAAAGAAUUAUACUAGAAUUUAUUUAGAAAAAUACAGUUGUAAAAGUGCUUCAAUAUAAAAAAAAACUAAGAUUUUUUAAAUCAAAUUUGUGCAGCUAUAUAAAUGUUAAUAAAUACAGAAAUUUCUUGAACUUUACAAAUGUUAAAGUAAUUCUGAGAUUUUAAAUAAAUAAAUAUCAUCAUACUCGAAAAUAGGUCACUUAAGCUAUUAGUGGCCUCAACUCCGAACAGCUAACACAACAACAACAUCAAUCUCUCUCGCUCAAAUCGGAACGAUUGUGACAGCUGCUUACAAGGAACAAAAAAAGGAUAAUAAUUUGUAUACAACUACACACAUCCACUAACUAAAGAAACGUUGUACAAUGCAAAAUAAUCCAAUGAAAAAACGUUGUAAUUAUAAUAUACAAAAAUCCAAGAAAUACCAACAAUUGCAAUUGCAACAGCAGCAACUAUUACUGAAGCAAAAAGAAGUUACAAAUAUAGAUAAACGUUACAAGCGUUAGAAGAAACCCAACUCUUCUGUAUUUAUUAAACAAUAAUAAUAAUAUUUAUAAUAAAAUAGUAGUAAUACGUUUUCCAACAGAAAAUAACUAAAACCUACACUAAAAAAAGUGUAAUCCAAUAUAAACUUUUUAUCAUAUAAACCUUUUAACUUAACUUAAAAGUUAAACAAACAAAAAAAAAAGAAAACCCUAAAACCUUGCAUAAAAGUUUAAAUAGCAAGAUAUUAAAAGUGAAACCAUUAAAAAUGAUGAAACGUACUCGCGAAGAAGUACAGUAUGGUGCACGCCCAGGUCCUGGUGGCGUGGGCGGUAGUGGCGGUGGAGGAGGAGGAGUUGGUGGUGGUGGCGGCGUUGGCGGUGUUCCCACUACGGCUGGUGUUGUAGCGGGAACGGCAAAUGUCACCACUGGAGCUUUAAAUAUCGGCACUGUUGUGCCCGGUGCACAUACAUCUACAGGUGGUGGAACUACAACAUUGAAUGUUGGAUUAGGAGUUGGAAAUAUAACAACGACAGGUUCCAUUGCCCACCAUAGAAUUUUGACUCCACAACAUGGUGGUGCCCAAACUAUAGCUUACUUACCCUCAACCACACCCGUUACGGCAUCUAAUCUAAAGUCUGCCGUUGUGGCUGACAGCAGUGUUGGCGGUAAUAAUGAUGGCAAUUCUGGCAGCGGCAGCAACGUUGGCGUUGGUGGUCGUAUAACACAAUUAAGUGCUAAUACGGUUGUAACAUCAGGUGGUGGUCCUGGUUCGGGAAAUUCUAAUACUGUUGUUCAACCGCAAACUGUACAGUAUUCAACCUCCUAUAACGUCUCUUCCUUACCCACUGGUGGUACUAUAAAGACAGGACCCGAUGGUGGUGUACAAAUUCAUGUUACAACUGGCAACGUUGGCUCGGGAACAGUGCCUCUUGUUACGAAUACAACUGUGCCACAAAACGCAAACUCUGUGCGUCAACGAACAAUAAGUGGCACACAGAGCAGCAGUAUUUCAUCAUCUUCACAGCCGCUGGUGCAGCAGACAACAUCAGCACAGACCGCACAAAUAACAAGCGGCAGUACGAAUCCGACGCCAGCACCUGGUCAACCAGGUGCUCCUCCCCGCCUCAAAGUGGAGGACGCCUUGAGCUAUUUGGAUCAGGUGAAAUAUCAGUACUCGGAUCAGCCGCAGAUCUACAAUAAUUUCUUGGAUAUUAUGAAGGAGUUCAAGUCACAUUGUAUCGAUACGCCUGGUGUUAUACAACGGGUGUCAACAUUAUUCAAAGGCCACACAGAGUUAAUUUACGGCUUCAAUAUGUUUUUGCCGCCAGGCUACAAAAUCGAAAUUCAUUCCGAUGAAUUGGGUUGCUCGGUGCCAGUAGUGUCAAUGCCCUCGCCGCCGGGCUCAGCACCAGGAAGUGGCACCACCAUACAUGCGGUAUCUGGUACGGCCAUGACCAAUUUUAGUCAUAAGACGAGUAGUGGCACAACAACCACGGUACAUCAAUUACAGACCACUGGUACAGGGGCUGCGGUGAAUCUAAUGACACAUGGCGGUGCUUCACUUCCGCAAACAACCAUACAUGCUCUCCAGCCGCCGGCAGCUGCUGCCCAACAAGCCGCAAGUGCUGUGGCCAGUAGUGCGGGAGGUGGUAAUCAUACACCCACACAUGUACCGCAUGCUAGUGCUUCACCCGCACCAGCUCAAGUUACAGUGGCUGCUGUUAAUGCGGCGCCACCACCACCUAACAUGCCUCAAAACUAUUCGCGUGAUCGUGAGCGUAGUGCGGCCGCUAGUAUUGCUUCGACAGCCGGUGGCAUGGUUGUGGGUGGCCCUCCAACGCCAAAUCCCAUAAAUGAUCUUAGCCCUCAGACGGGCGCCCAAGGUCAUCAUAAUUUGCAUCAUAUAUCUCAAGCUCAUCAGUCCAUGAUGUUGGCAGAAUCAGCAGCCGCACCCGGUUCAGCGCCUCAACAGCCAGUAGAAUUCAAUCAUGCCAUAACUUAUGUUAAUAAAAUUAAGAAUCGUUUCCAAAAUCAACCCGAAAAGUACAAAAAAUUUCUCGAAAUUUUGCAUACUUAUCAGAAAGAGCAAAAAGUCAUCAAAGAAGGUUCUACGGGUGUCAAUCAGGGUAAAACGCUUACCGAACAAGAAGUUUACACCCAAGUGGCCAAACUAUUUGGCCAAGAUGAGGAUCUACUGCGUGAGUUUGGACAAUUCUUACCCGAUGCCACCAAUCAUCAGGCCCAACAGUAUAUGACAAAAUCUCACAAUGAUCACAAGCGUGCUACGACAGCGGCUUUGAGUGGUGGUGCCCAUAUUACCAUGUCACCGGCUGGGGCAUCAGCCGCAGGUUCACCGCUGCACUUGAGCAGUGGUGCCACUUUGUCACAAAUCAAUGCUACACCCCAUGCAGCGGCAUUGGGCAAUCUAACGGCUGUAAAUACAAGUGUCAGCCUCAAGUCGACCUACAAUAAUUCUCAACAGAAUCAUAUUAUUAGCUCGGGUCGCGAUAGUAGUAGCGGUGUGUCAACGGCUGCUGGUGAUAUAUAUGAUAAAGAUUUCCGUAGCUCUAAUGCAGCAGCAGGUGGAGCAGGUGUUCAUGUCAAUAUUCAUCAUCAGGUGGGCUCUCACCAUCAUCUAGCAGGAGGAGCUGGCAGUGGCGGUGCUAGUGCUGGCGGAAAUUUAAAUAGAUCAUAUGAUACUAAAGAUUCGCAUCGCAGUAAUCAUCAUGCGGCCUCUGUGGUAACGGGCACACAAAAAUAUUUGGCUCACCAUCAUCAUCCCCAUAACCAAACCGCCUCAAAUAUGGGCGCCGCCAAUAUGGGCAACAUGACCAGCCAUAUUUCGAAAAAAUCUCCCAGCUACAGUGGCCUGCCAGCGGGAAUGCCCUCGGGGGGCUUGCCUCAUCUGACCGGUACCACAAAUACGGGCGGUCUAAAUUAUGCCACAUCUCAAGUCAAUGCCUAUCACAAUCAAAUAACUCACACGGGUUCACGCAGACAUGCCGUCGACGAUAUUGGUGGUGUAGGAGGUCUAGGUGUCCCACCGACUAAGCGUCACAAACCCAUCUGUCGAGAUAUUUCCUUUUCGGAAGCCUCUCGCAAAUGCAGCAUACAAGAUGCUGCCUUCUUCGAUAAGGUACGGAAAUCGUUGCGCAGUCCCGAAGUUUACGACAACUUUUUGCGUUGCUUAACCCUGUACACACAAGAAAUUGUUUCCAAGACUGAACUACUCACGCUGGUUACACCGUUCCUUAGUAAAUUUCCCGAACUAUUCCGGUGGUUCAAUGAUUUCCUGGGCCCACCCAUUUCCCAAAUGUCGGGUUCAACGUGUGGUGGUGGCAGCAUUGGGGGCGGUGGCCUUACGUCUGGUCAUUUAGAGGGUAUACCCCUGCAAGCUGCCCAACGACAGAGUGGUGCAAACAGUAAUACCGGUUCGUCGUCGCAUGCUGGCAAUCUAAAUGAUCGCCAAAAUAGUUUACAAAGCAGUGAUCAUCAUCAAGAAAUUGAUUUGUCAUCGUGUCGACGUUUGGGGGCAUCGUACUGUGCCUUGCCCCAAUCGACAAUACCGAAAAAAUGUUCUGGUCGUACACCACUGUGUCGUGAGGUACUAAAUGAUAAAUGGGUCUCAUUCCCCACCUGGGCUAGUGAGGAUUCGACAUUUGUUACAUCCCGUAAAACGCAAUUUGAGGAAACCAUUUACAGGAAUAUUCACAGAACUGAAGAUGAACGCUUCGAAUUGGAUGUGGUGAUUGAAACGAAUAGUGCAACAAUACGUGUCCUAGAGGGAGUACAAAAGAAAAUGUCACGUUUAUCGCCUGAAGAAUUGGCACGCUAUCAUUUGGAUGAUAAUUUGGGUGGCACGUCACAGACAAUACAUCAACGAGCCAUUUAUCGUAUUUACGGUGAAAAGGCUGGAGAAAUUAUUCAGGGUCUUAAGAAGAAUCCCUCCGUUGCGGUUCCUAUAGUUUUAAAACGUUUAAAGGUCAAAGAAGAGGAAUGGAGAAAUGCUCAAAAGGGUUUUAACAAACAAUGGCGUGAACAAAAUGAAAAGUAUUAUCUUAAAUCUUUGGAUCAUCAGUCUAUUAAUUUUAAACCCAAUGAUAUGAAAGCAUUGCGCUCGAAAAGCCUAUUCAAUGAAAUUGAGACACUUUAUGAUGAGCGUCAUGAUCAAGAAGAUGAAAAUGGCGAGCCCAGCACGGGUCCACACUUAACAUUGCCCUAUAAAGAUAAAACCAUAUUGGAUGAUGCUGCCAAUCUCUUAAUACAUCAUGUUAAAAGACAAACUGGCAUCCAAAAACAAGAAAAAACCAAAAUUAAACAUAUUUUAAGACAAUUUGUGCCUGAUUUAUUCUUUUCCACAAGGCAGCCCUUAAGUGAUGAUGAACGUGAAGAUGUAUUCCCAUUUCUAUUAGACGACAAUGAUAAAAUGGAUGUAGAUUCCAUGCCAUUCAAGCAGGAUAAAUAUAAAAACACAAAUCUGACAUCAUGUGCAGCGGGCACAACAGCAUCAUCAUUGUCAUCAUCGGGUGCAGCAGAAGCAGCAACCACGACCACAAACCUAAACGCUGCAGGAACGACGACGACGACGGCUAUUAAAACCGAACUUGAUGCAUUAGAUACAAAAGAUCUAGCAACAAUAACAACACCUGUCAUAAAUCAUACAUCAACGGAAGCCCUAACAACAAUAGCAAGCGCCGUCACAACGUCGACUGCAGCGGCCAGUUCAUUAGUAACAGUGGCGUCAUCCUCCUCUUCCUCCUUGGCAAGUGAUAUUAAACAUUUAGAGUCUAGCAAUAAUAAAAAUGCUGAAACGGCUAUAGCAACUUCUAUAGCAGUAUCAACAAUAACCACUACAAGUGCUACAAUGACAACAGUUUCUGCUGCUGCCGGCGCCGCCGCCGCAUCUUCUUCAACGUUGGUGUUAGGCGAAGGAAAAAUGUCGUCGGCAGGUCCCCCCUUAACGGGCGAUUCGAAUACAAAAACUGAAGGAAUGACAGCAGCUAACAUGGAGACGGCUACCACGACAAUAGCCACUAGUUUGACAACUACCACAGCGGCCAACACAACAGCCACAACAACUGUAUUGUCAAGCACCAACAGCAGCACAACUGCCCAUUCAGGCAGCCUCAUUGUUUCCAAUGAGAGCAUUAAAACGGAAAUUAAACAAGAAGACGAAGAAAUGCCCUGCACCGAUAUACCAGUACCGCCUCAUGCGAUUAGCAAGCACAUGGACGAGGCCUACACUCUAUUUUAUGCCAACAACAAUUGGUAUUUAUUCUUUCGUUUGCAUGCCAUUCUCUGCGAACGUUUGCGCACCAUGUAUGAACGCUCCCAGCUUAUAAUCGCCGAAGAAGAGAAAUACAAACAAAAUCGUCGCGAAAAUAUUGCUCAAGCCUUAAGACUGAAACCAAAAUCCGAAGUUGGCGUAGAAGAUUAUUAUCCGACAUUCUUGGAUAUGCUUAAAAAUGUGUUGGACGGCAACAUGGAUUCGAAUACAUUCGAAGAUCAAAUGCGUGAGAUGUUUGGCAUACACGCAUACAUAUCAUUCACUUUGGACAAAGUGGUCUCGAAUGCCGUCAGACAAUUGCAAAAUUGUGUCACCGAACGAACGGCUUUGGAAUGUGUGGAACUGUUUCAUCUUGAGCAAAAGAAGGGUGCGGCCGGUGGUCUUUGUCGCAAUGCCCAUAAAACCUUUAAUGCUGAACAGCAGUAUCAACAUAAAGCUGAGGAAAUCUUACACGAAGAGAAUUGCUUUAAAAUUUAUAUUUAUAAAAUUGAUUGUCAUGUUACCAUUGAACUCUUGGACACGGACAGCGAAGAUGUGACAGAGCGAGAGAAACCUGUUAAUAAAGUUAAAACAUGGUCGAAAUAUGUCGAACGUUUAGCUAAUCCUGCCUCAGUCAAUGCAACAAAUCUUAAUUCACCUAAUGCCAACAAUAAUAAUAAUAACAAUACUUCGAAUAUGGAUACAAGCAAUAACUUGGCAAACAACGAAAUCAAAUCGGAACGCUGGGAUGAAGACGGAAUGGAUAUAUACAUGUUGCGUAAUCCGCGUUUCCUGAAACGCAAUAAACGCUCUGCUUGCUUGAGGGCCGAACAAUUACGUUUGUUGCAAGAACGUAAAUCCCUAAUGGCAGGGGGCAGUGGUGGCGGCGGCGGUGGUGGUUCUUCAUCAACCGAUUCGGCUUCGAGUGGUGGCAAUUCUUUAUCGGACAAUAAUAAUCCUUUGAAUACAGCAGAUUUGAAUAGUUUUUGGAGCAAACGACCACCAGAGCGUUUGGGCAGUUCGGCUUUAGUGUGUCCUGGUGGUGAAAAAUAUUUCAUAAAUGAUCGCGAUGAAAUCAAAUUGAAUGCAUCUGGACGUCAGGUGUUUGUUAUCAAUAAGAAUCUCAAAUUUUUCAAAUUGGACUCUGUGAGAAAAGCUAAAAUGUGUCAUUCACGCAUUACCCAAUGUAAAUUCAAGCGUUUCCAACAAUUUGCCCAACGUUGGCUGACAACACAUGUCACGGCCGAACAGCAGCAACAAUGUAAUGAAUGGCUACUGGGCAAUAAUAAUAAUAACAACAAUAAUAGUGCAACACCAUCCGCAACAACACAAACGAAUACUUGGCUAUUGCCAAAAACAAAAGUAAUUGUGCAAAAUGAUUUAAAAAAGACACCCUAUCGUCCAUAUCAACGUUAUAAAGUAUUAAACAGUGGCUCCGGCAGCGUUAAUAAUCUAAAUAGUAUUAACAGCUCGACCAGCAGCAACUUGUAUAAUGCCGCAGUUAGCAGUUUAGUUAAUGCUAGUAUGGCCAACAUGAAUGUCAGCUUGGUGAAUACCAAUACCACCACAACAACCUCUGCAGGAGCAGCAGCAAUGACGGCGGCAGGUGUAUCCGGUGUAAAUUUAAAUACAUUGGCUAGUGUUACCGCUUUAAAUGUGGCCGGCGAUGGUACAAUAACGAAUGUAACAAAUUUAGCACCCACACCUCACUGCAAUAGUGUGUCGGGUUUAACACAAUCGUCGGUGGUGGUGGUGCAAGAACAACCCGCUCAAGUUAGACCUAUGGAAAGUUAAUUCAUUGAAAAUCAUUAAGAAAAUAUUUUAUAAAAACGCUUCCAUAUUUUGUUUUUAAUAUAGAAAAAAACAAACUCCCUUGCAUUUUAACUUUUUAUAAUUUUCCUAAUUUUUUUUCACUCUUUUUUUUUGUAAAUUUAAGCUGUUUGAAAUUGUUUAUUACAAAAAAAUAAAAAAAGAGAAACAAUUAAAAAAAAUAAAUAUUAAGUUUUAAGUAAAUUAAGGGCACUGUUUCACUAAAUGAAAGCGAACCUUUUUCAAUAUAAAAUAAAAUGUUCGCUUGCAUUUAAAGAAACAGGUCUUAAAUUAAUAAAAAUAAAAAAUAAAACAAAUAUUAAAUCCAUAUUGUUGUACAGUAGACUUUAAUAUUAAAUAAUAAUAAAAUAUAAAUCUAACUUGAUUGCUAUAAAUACAUAAUUAAAUAAAUAAUGAUUCCUUAUUUAAGAAAAAAUUAA